UUUCUGCUCUGCUGUACGUGACAACAUUACAGGAGAAAUGACGUUUAAUGAAGAUUACCAGUUGCUAGUCAAGGGCCUUUCUGAGCUGGACUUCAUUGCAAAUGCUGUACCUUGCAAGCUGCUCCUAACUGGAGACUCUGUGUUCCCUGUGCUGGUGACCCCUUCAGGAGAUGUGCUCAUCGCUGCUUCUCGCUAUGGGAAGGGUCGAGUGGUGGUUGUGGCUCAUGAGGCUUACCUGAACAACUCAAACCUCUUGGACUUCAUGAAGAAUGCAGUGUCCUGGCUGAAACCCUCAGCAGAAGCUGUAAUUGGAGUAAACAAGAAUCUCCACCUUCUGUCCAAGUUACUCUGUGACAAUGGAUGCACAAUUAAAACCAUUCCUGAUGAUACCCAAGGUUUGGGUGUUAUGUGUAUGGAUGGCUAUAACGACAGCCAGGCUAAAGACAUCAUCUCCUUUCUGCAGGAGGGGGGAGGUCUAUUAAUUGGAGCUCAGGCCUGGCACUGGUCCAGCUGUAAUAAAAAUAAGAAUGUUUUGUUCGAUUUUCCUGGAAACAAGAUAAUAUCAGUGUCUGGCAUUUACUUUCUCAAUAAAUAUGGAGAGAAAGGGAAAUUUAGUGUGAGUAAAGACAUCCCACGCUGCCCAGUUAACACUGAUGUGAACUUCUCAACUGAUCUGAAAGAUCUUCUAAGAGGUGUGUCCAUACUAGACAUCAGUGGACCAAGUAUCCCAUCACAAUUACUGCUUCAUGGGCCUCUGACAUUUCCGAUUGGACUGAAUGAUUCAAACCAAUGUUUCUUGGCUGCUGCAAUUUAUGGAAAAGGACGUGUUGUCGUGGUAUCACAUGAAAGUUAUCUCAUGGCACCAGAGCUCAAAACAGUCAUAUUAAAUGCUAUAUCAUGGCUUGACUCUGGCAAAAAGAGAAAUAUUGGUGUUAACAAAAACAUGGGAUUUCUGAAUGAGAGAUUACAGCAAGAAGGCAUCAAUUCUAGAGUAUCAGACGUAAUCCCUGGACUUGAUGUCUACUGCUGUAAUUCCUACAAUGACACUGAGGCAGAAUGUAUCAAGAAGUUUGUGGCUGAAGGAGGUGGCCUUCUUAUUGGUGGGCAAGCAUGGUAUUGGUCUAUCGUAAAUCCAAGCAAAAAUGCUCUUUUGAAAUACCCAGGAAAUAAAAUCUUGAAUACAUUUGGGAUUAGCAUUCUAGGUAAAACCACAUCCAAGGGUGUCUUUAAGGCUAUAGAUCCUGAGGCAGCAACAAACUGUUAUCAUUUUCCAAGAGCGUUUUCCCAGCUUGUGAAGAAUCUACAGGAUGGUGUAGAACUGAAACCUCCUCUCAGCUCCUGGCUGAAUAAUCUAAAAGAAGAUGCCUCCAGUUUCAUGAGUUUGCCUUCCUCCCCUCUUGUUCUCUCAGUGCAGCGAGAAUGUGUGUGCCAAGUAAAGAGAUGUGGGAUCCCCAAAGUGAGCCAGACGUGCCCUGUGAAAAACAACUCUAAAGAUGGUUUACUCCUUCAAUUGGCAGAAGAAAUCUGGAGUUUCAGCCAAGCGAACACCCAAGUUAUUGAUAACUUUCCUUUUCAGAAGGAACCUUCGGUGACUGUGCAUAUUGAUGGAACUAAUCCAGGUGCAGAUGCAUGGAGAAGCACUGGGCUUUACCUGCCUCCUGAAAAAACAGCAGCACUUGUGUUUCCCGAUUCUGUUAUUGAUAAAGGUCUACAGGUUCAGGUUGGCUGUCAAACAGAUGAUCUAAGCUCUGCAGAGAAAUUGUGUCGAGCUCCAGUGGUUGUAAAGAAAGCACUGGUUCCUAGUAAGAAGAUGUUCAUAUCCUGUGUUUGGGGUGGACUCUUAUACAUCAUUGUCCCGGCAAAAAGCCGUCUAGGGACUAUCUCUGUUACUGUAUAUGGGGCAGAACCAGCUCCACUCUAUAUAAAGGGAAAGACCAGUGUCUCAUCGUGGCUGGAAACCAUCCGUACUCUUCCAGCUCCAUGGGCUGAGCUAGUUACAGAGAACAUCAUACUGACUGUACCUUCAUCUGCAACCCGCUCCCUUAAUGACCCGGAAGACUUGCUGUCUCUAUGGGACAAGAUCAUGGAGGCAGUCGCUGAGCUAGCAGCAAUUCCUAAGAAACUUCCAAGGCCGGAGAGGAUUGUUGCAGACGUACAAAUAUCAGCUGGUUGGUUGCAUUCCGGUUACCCUAUUAUGUGCCACUGGGAAUCAGCAGGGGACCUGUUAAACAUUGAGAGUAUAAGGAAUACUGGACUUUGGGGACCCAUACAUGAGCUUGGACACAAUCAACAGAAAUGGUAUUGGGAGUUCCCCUCACAUACCACAGAGGCCACAUGUAACUUAUGGAGUGUGUAUGUUCAUGAAACCGUUCUGAAAAUCCCAAGAAAUCUAGCUCAUGGAUCAUUACAGCCAAAAAGCAGGGCUGAUAAAAUCAAGCAAUAUUUAGAAAAUGGGGCCAACCUAGAGAAGUGGCAUGUUUGGACAGCAUUGGAGACUUAUUUACAGCUGCAAGAAGGCUUUGGAUGGGAUCCAUUCAAGCAUUUAUUUGCAGAGUACCAGGCUAUGUCAGGUAUCAGCAAUAAUAACAAGGACAAGAUGAAUCUGUGGGCGGUGAAGUUCUCUGAAGCUGUGAACAGAAACCUGACUCCAUUUUUCAAGGCCUGGGGAUGGCCAAUUGAUGAUAAAACCUGUGCCAAAUUAUCUGGCUUACCUGAGUGGAAGGAGAAUCCCAUGACACCAUAUCUCUCAGAGAUUAAAGCAUGAUCAAAUAAACUUAAUUAUACCGUGUUAGUGUUAACAGACUCUUUAUAGUGCUCCCAAUUCCUGUUGACCCUUAAAAUGAUACUAAAACGUAGUGUUUCUAAAAUCAUCGAUCAAUGAUUUCUGUAGUUAUUCCUGCAUACAGGAAGGAUGUUUGUAAUUAAACAAUAUAUAUUGCAUUACAUAUUCCUAUGAACAACUGCUUCAAAAUAAAACACAGUGUUUUCGAUCUGAUCAGCAAUAUGUGCUUUGUUUUUAAAUAUGCAAUUUAUCUAAUUUUCAAUUAUGCACAGAUUAUAUAAACUACUUUCUCCUUCACCAAAAUCUCUUCUUAUUCUGAACUUUACAAACAUCAUGCCUGGAAUGAAUGGCCUUAGGCAUUCUACUUCCAGAGUACAAGAACAAGAUGCUCCCCGUACCCGUACCAUCCAUCAAAACCCAACUCCCGCAUAGUCACUUAACACAUUCAGUAGAACAUAAAAAUAUAAUUCUCUCUGCCCUAAAUUUGAUUUCUCACUUUCCUCACUUCUGUCAUCCCUUAUUGAUUCAUUGUUCAUUCUCCACUUCCCUUAUUCCUCCUCCUAUAUUUGUGCUCGUCUCUCCAUAUC
This is a messenger RNA of Pelobates fuscus (common spadefoot toad), 3369 nucleotides long. Its product is annotated as TRPM8 channel-associated factor homolog. The transcript is spliced from 8 exons. The record is from RefSeq and is a predicted model, not a curated record. NCBI's taxonomy places the organism in Eukaryota, Metazoa, Chordata, Amphibia, Anura, Pelobatidae. The coding region runs from base 38 to 2764 and encodes 908 amino acids. Gene Ontology annotation, molecular function: transmembrane transporter binding. Gene Ontology annotation, biological process: positive regulation of protein targeting to membrane. Gene Ontology annotation, cellular component: plasma membrane.